AUGGAAUCUACAAGUAAAUGUGUUAUUGGAACCAAAAUAUUUAUUAGGCACAAAGAAAAAGUAUGGAUAAGUGCAGAAAUUAUAAAAGAGGAUACAGAUAUUAUUGUAAAAACUGACGAUGAUGAAAUUGUGAAUUUAAAAGAAGGAGAUGAAUUCUUUCUUCGCAAUACAGAUAUAUUCAAUUCUAAUGGCUUGUCUGCACCUCCGGAUUUAACAAAACUGACACACCUCCAUGAAGCGUCAGUUUUGCAUAGUUUAAAUAUUCGAUUUGACAUCGAUGAGAUAUAUACAUUUACUGGUCCGAUACUUAUCGCAGUGAAUCCAUUUAAACAGAUUAAAAAUUUAUAUUCCGAUAAUAUAUUAGAGAAGCAUAUUCAGCCUAUUAAAUCUAAAAGUCCUCAUAUUUUUGCUACAUCUAAUAGUGCAUAUUUAGGAAUGUGUAAAAAUAAUAAAUCCCAAACAAUAUUAAUAAGUGGUGAAUCAGGUGCUGGAAAAACAGAAUCAACAAAAUAUGUUAUGAAAUUUUUAGCAUGUGCGGGUUCAGAUAUAAAAAAAAGAUCUUUAAUAGAGUCGCAAGUUUUAGAAAGUAAUCCAUUGUUAGAAGCAUUUGGUAAUGCAAAAACAUUAAGAAAUAAUAAUUCGAGUCGUUUUGGAAAAUAUAUAGAACUACAUUUUGAUAUAUGUAAUAAUGGAUAUGUAAAGGGAAAACUAUAUGGUGCUAAGAUAUUAACUUAUCUUUUAGAGAAAGUUAGAGUAUGUGAUCAACAAGAGGGGGAAAGAAAUUACCACAUAUUUUAUCAGCUUUGUAGUGCUGUUCAAUAUUAUAAAAGUAACAAAUUGAGUUUAAAAAAUGAUGACAAUGGUGAUAAUGAUGAAUAUUAUUACUUUCCAUCUUGUAACAAAUUUAAACAAAAGGAAAAUGUGAGAGAAAUAAAAAUAGAUUUGAAAAGAUUUAAGGAUCAUAUGAAUUUUCGUUAUUUAACAAAAUCAAGUGUUUAUGAGUUAAACGAUAUUAAUGAGUUGGAAGAGUUUGAAGCAACUGUUUAUGCUAUGCAAGUUGUAGGGAUAGAUGAGAAUGAACAGAAUCAAAUUUUUAAAAUUUUAGAGGGGAUAUUAUAUAUUGGUAAUAUAUUAUUUGAUAAUGAUGAUAACAAAGAAGAAUCAAGUAUUUUAGAAUCAACAUAUGAGGAUUUAAAAAAUGCAUCUUAUUUAUUAGACAUAGAUAUAGACACAUUAAAAGAUGCAUUAUGUUAUAAAACUAUAAUAGCUAAUAAUGAGCAUUUCAAAAAGCCAGUUACUUCAGCAAUGGCUAGUGAUAUACGUGAUGCUUUAGCUAGAGCUAUUUAUGGUUGUUUAUUUUUAAAGUUAGUUGAAAGAACAAAUGAAUCAAUAGGUUUAAUAAAAGAUGUAAAUUUAUUUUGUGGUGUUUUAGAUAUAUUUGGUUUUGAAUCAUUUCCAUUAAAUUCUUUUGAACAAUUAUGUAUAAAUUAUACAAACGAAUGUUUACAAUAUUUUUUUAAUAAUUUUAUUUUCAAAUGUGAAGAAAAGUUAUAUAUAGAAGAAGGAAUAAAAUGGAGUUCAUUAGAUUUUCCAGACAAUAAAGAUUGUGUAAAUAUAUUACAAAGUAAACCGUUUGGAAUAUUUUGUAUGCUUGAUGAAGAAAGUUUUAUACCUGGUGGUAAGGAUAGAACAUUUUGUAAUAAAAUAAUUUCAAAGCAUGUUAAUAAUAAAAGAUUUGAAUCUAUAAAAACCGAUCCAAAUAGUUUUAUUAUUGUACAUUUUGCUGGAAAAGUUGUAUAUAAUUCAUGUGGGUUUUUAGAAAAAAAUAAAGAUCAACUUUCAGAUGAUGCCCAAAAUGUUUUAUUACAAAGUCAUAAUGAAUAUAUACAUAAUUUAUUUAAAAAAUAUUUAAGAAGAAGUUCUGAAAAGAAAAGAUUUGCAACAGUUUCUAGUGAAUUUAAACAACAGUUAGAUGUAUUAAUGACACGAAUAAAUCAAACAGAACCACAUUUUAUUAGAUGUAUAAAACCAAAUUCAAAAAAUUUACCAGAUAUAUUUGAAAGACAUUCUGUAAAUGAACAAUUAAAAUAUGGUGGUGUAUUACAAGCUAUUAAAGUUAGUAGAGCUGGAUAUCCAGUUCGAUUAACACAUCAAAAUUGUAUAAAUGAAUAUUACAUAUUAUUAACAAAGGAAGAAAAAACAAAUUUUAAUAAAUAUUAUAAUGAUAAGUCAUUGUCUGAAAAAGCUAAUUAUAUUUUAUCUAGAUUAGAAAAUCGAAAUAAAAUACAAGACUAUAUUAAAUCACUUAAACUUAUUAGACAAAAAGAGAAUCAAGAAAAUAUAUUUUAUGGAUCUGUAUUAAAAAAGAAGUGUUCUAAAAAUUCAAAUUUAAUUGAAAAAGAAAAUAGCCUUGUUAAUGAUAUAGUUGAGGAUGAUAAGUUUAUAUGGUCUGUCGGUAAAACUUUAUGUUUUUUUAAAAUCGAAGCAUAUAAUAUUUUACUAACUAUGCGACAAGAUUUUCGAAGUCUUAAUGCAGUUAUAAUACAAAAAAAUUAUAAAUGUUACAUUGAAAAAAAAAAAUAUAAAUUAUUAAGAAAAAAAAUUAUUACUAUACAAAGAUGGAUAAGAAGCAUACUAAUCACUUUAAAGAAAAAAAAAUUAAUGAUAGCAAAUGCAACAGAAUUAAUAUGUUCAUAUAUAUAUGCAUAUGCAAUAAGAAAACGAUUUUUAUAUAAAAGAAAAUGUGCUAUUAUUAUUCAAUCAGCUUUUCGAGGAUAUUUAGUAAAAAGGUCAUACAAAAUAUAUAGACAAAAUUAUUAUGCAAGUAAAAUACAAGCAAUAUGGAAAUCAAAGAAAGAAAGAAUUAGAUAUUUAAAAUUAAUAGAAUCAACAAAAAAAAUUCAAUUAAAAUGGAAAGGAAUAUUAGCAAGAAGACAAUUAAGAAGACUGAAAGAGGAGGCAAAAGAAGUUGGUGCUUUACUUACAAAAAAUCAAGACUUAAUGAAUGAGCUGAAAAAUGAAAAAUCAGAAAAAGUUGAAAUUGAAAGUAAAUUAUUAAAAGCUUCUGCAAAUGCUCAAAAAUUAACAAAAAGAAUAGAAGUACUUGAACAGAUUAAUAAAAAUAAUGAAACACUUAUAAAAAGUUUGAUAGAAAAAGUGGAAAAUCUUUCACUAAAACAAAAAGAAGAAAAUGUCGAAAAAAAAACAUCUCAUGAAAAAAAAGCAUCCCAUGAAAACAAAGCGAAUUUUAGUGAUAAUAAUGAAGUUAAUGGAAAAAAAGAUUCUGUUCCAAAUCAUAAUGUGUCAAAGCUUUUAGAUAAAAUAAAAAAAUUAGAAAUACAAAAUGAGGAAUAUGUAAAAAAGAAUGCUUUACUAAAUGAGAGAUAUAAUAAAAUGUUGAAUAUAUUGUCAUAUUUUAAAGGGAAACAUAAUCUAAUUAGUGAAUCAAAAGAACAGAAUAUUCCCAAUAGUGUAAAGAAAGAAUAUUCUGAUAUGAUAAAUAAUAUGAUGUAUAAUGGAAUGUAUGACAAAAAUUUGAUAGAAAAUAAAUCUGUGACUAAUCAUACACCUUCGAUAUUGAAAAAGACAAAAGAAUUUGUUGAUAAUAGUUUAGCAAAACUUCGAGGGGAAUAUAAAAGUUCAACAAAAUAUGGAAAUAAAACAAGAGAUAAUGUUAUAGACAUUUUAAUAUGCGGACCAAAAGGAGUAGGGAAAACAAGUUUGAUGGAAGAUUUAUUUGUAAGACUUGGUGAUGAAAAUAAUUUAAAUAUUUUAAGAAAAAAAAAUAAAAAAAAAGAAAUUGAUAAUAUUAAUCAUGCUAUUUAUAAUGAAUAUAUAGUUAAUCAUAAAUUAUCUCAAAUAAAAAUAGUAGAUUGUGGAUAUUCUGAUAAUACAAAUUCAGAAGAAACACUUUUUGAAUAUAUAAAAAAUUCAGUUUGUAUUAUUAUUGUAUUUGAUUCUACAAAUAAAGAUUCGAUCAUACCAGCUUUACAUCUAUUACAAGAAGCAUCACUUAUUAAUGUAAAAAAAAGUACAAAAUUAUAUUUAUUAGAAAAUAUUUUUAAUGAAAAAAUCAAUUUAAAUCCAAAUGUGAAUGAUGUUUCAUAUGCACAAAAAGUUUCAAAAACAUGUAAUGCUACUUAUAUUAGAGCUUUAGAUAUUUAUGAUAUAGUAAAUGACCAUGUAAAUAGAAUGACAACAAAUUCGAGUUAUUUUUUAAAUAAUUUUAUAUCUGGUGAAAGAAUUUCAAAAGAAAUGCAUACUCAUUCAAAUCAUUUUAAUACACAUAAUAAUAAUGACACUAAUAUGGUUGGGCAAUCAGAAACAGAUAAUUAUCGUUGGAAUCAAAAUGAAAGUAGUUACAAAGAAUAUAUCAAUAAUGGAAACAGUGUCAUACUUGAUAAAGCAGAUACAUAUUUUCAAUAUUUCAACAAUGGGGAUAAAGUUGAAGAAGACGAUAAAAAAAAAUUGUUACACCAACAAAGUACGACAGUCUCGGUUAGGGAUAUACAGGAUAUGGAAAAUGCGGAAAAUAUGAAUUACUUAAAGAAGGAGAGCAAUAUUUAUCGAGAAGGUUGUGAUAAGUAUUUUACAAAUUUUGGAAAAAAAAAACAAGUUGUUCAACUUUUACGUGAAUCAUUACCUCAUAAUAAUUAUGUUUAUAAUAGUAAAAAAUAUAAUGCAGAGUUGGGAAGAGGAUUACAACCUGUUUAUGAAAUAAUGAUCAAAGGUAAUGUGCCUAUCACAUAUUUAUGUAUAGGUCAAAAUUCGAUAAAUAAAAAUUAUACAAUAUUAGCAGCAGGAUGUAAAGAUGGAAUAAUAUAUAUAUAUAAAUGUUUUAGAACAAAGAUGGAACAAAGUGAAAAUUUUCAAACACGUGCUCAAGGAGAUAAAGUAAUAAACAGUUCUAAUCGUGUAGAAGGGAUUGUGAGAAGUAGAAAAAGAGAAAAUUUACAAAAUGAUGAAACAAAUAAUAGUGAAUUAAGUAGUUCGGAAGAACAAAAUGAAAAUAAUACAAUCGAAUAUAUUAAUGAAAGUAUAAAAGAUGAAUCAUCAUUUACAUUAUCAGAAGAUAAUUCAAUGUCAACAGUUUUAUUAUCAAAAUUAUCAGGACAUAAAAAAGCUAUAACAUGCUUAGUAUUUUCAUUUUCAGAAGACAAAAUAAUAUCAUCUUCUAUUGAUAGAACAAUAAAAAUAUGGGAAGUAAGUACAGGGUUUUUAUUAAAAGUUUUUUCUGAUUCAUCUGCAACAUUAUCUGUAUUAUUAUUUCCAACAAAUCUAGAUAUAUUUUUAUGUUCAAAUUGUACAUCUCUUUUACGGAUAGUAAAUUUAAAUAGUGGGCAAGUUUAUCAGAAAAUUAAAGUAGAAAGUGAAAUUAGAGCAUUAGAAAUGGAUUAUACAUGUUUAAAUAUAUUUGCCGGAUCUAAAAAUGGAACUAUAUAUUUAUUAGAAUGUUUAUAUAAUGAACGAGUAGAAAUAAAAUUUCGAUUUCUUUUCUCGUUAUUGCCUAUUACUUGUAUUAAAUUUGUACCUAGAAAAUAUAUUCAUACUCCACCAACUAUUAUUGUAAAUUCAUGUGAUAAUCAUAUUGGAAUUAUUGAAUGUAUGUAUGGAAAUAAAGGAAUUAUAACAAACCUAUCUGUUAAGCAUAGGAUAAGAAUAAAUCAUGCCCUUUUACCUAUUCGAAGUUGUUAUACUAAAUUUGGUGGUGGAUGGCUUGUUUCUGGAUCCGAAGAUGGAAAUAUUUAUGUUUGUUCUCUUCUUCCGCAAUCCAAUUAUAAGCUCAUCCUUUUGAAGCAUCACAAGGCACCGGUUAUGUCAGUAGUGGUAAACGACAUAGACACACUAAUGGUAUCAGGAGAUUCAAAGGGGAAUAUCGUUUUUUGGAGAAGAUCAGUGAUGUAA
Messenger RNA from Plasmodium vinckei vinckei, 5904 nucleotides. Its product is annotated as myosin C, putative. The record is from RefSeq and is a predicted model, not a curated record. The transcript has 4 exons. Gene Ontology annotation, molecular function: microfilament motor activity; ATP binding; actin filament binding. The coding region runs from base 1 to 5904 and encodes 1967 amino acids. Gene Ontology annotation, cellular component: actin cytoskeleton; cytoplasm; myosin complex. Gene Ontology annotation, biological process: actin filament organization; vesicle transport along actin filament. Lineage: Eukaryota; Apicomplexa; Aconoidasida; Haemosporida; Plasmodiidae.